AAUGUUUUAGGGACACCAUACGUUACCUCAUCCGGAUAUCUGUAUCUACCAAAAACUUUGGCUUUUUAGAGAAUAAAGGAAGGAAAAAUGAGCAGUGGAACUGGGAUUUUGAGUUUCUUAGAUCCGGAUUUAUCAUGCUAUGUUGAUGCUCUUCAUCAGCCAGAUGCUGAGCUCGGUGUUCUUGGAGGAACAAUUCGAGUUGUCGAACCUAAAUGCGGGAGGAUCACCCAAAACCCAAGGAACAGCUGUGACAGGUUCAAAGUUACCAUUCCUUAUGGUGGGAACUCACUAACAUGGCAAGUGAUCUUUGAUAGUUUACACCCAUCCCUCCCGCCUGAUUUUAUCUUUGAUGCUCCUGACCGAACUUUUGCUCCAGAUCUUGACCAGCUCAAGUGCUUGGUGAAUUGGGACCACACCGAACCGAAGUCUCUAGUGUUUGCAUUGAGAGAGCUUCUAUCCCAGUACAAAACAUAUCAAGAAAAUCUACUUUGCAGCAAUGCCAGGCUUCAAUUUGAAUAUGUUUCCUUGAUUGAAACCACCCAGUUUAUAGACAUCGAAGUACACCAAAUCCAGAAAUCAUCCUAUGCAAGAGAUUCAGUUGUCAAUUUCUUGAUCAAAUUACCAGUGGACUUCAAGGACAUUCCAGCGUUUCUCAUCAAGGACAAUCCAGGGGAUGAUAUAGCCAUUCUUUUAGUUAGUUUCCAAGGUAUUGAUGGCAACAAGGUGUCUCCUCAACUCUUCCUUUCACCGAGGGUAGAAAGAGCAUUGGGAGGAACAGCAAGUCUUAGAAUUCCGGCUUUCUCAAAUCGGAACCACCUGACUGAUUACACAGGACACAUCCUUGAACUCUUACAAAACCUGGUGGAGCAAGUUGUUAAAGGAUAUCAGAAGAGGAAGGAAUUUGUUGCAGCACUCCUAAGUCAUUAUGGAAGGUCAUCUCUUGAGUAUGACUCUGAGGGAUUCAGCAAAGCCUCCUUCUUAUUUGAAAUGCAGGAUUUUCAUUUCAUAUUACAUGUGCGGAUACCCAGUUUCUUUCCUCGAGAGCAGCCAGAGUUUGUUUUCCAGUCGGUCUAUCACACCACGUCAUUAGGGAAACCAUUCCAAGCCGUGGUGUCUAACUAUCCGUACAGCCCACGAUGGAGUGGCAACGAGAUGGCUGAAAGAGCAAAAGUGUUCAUGGAGCAGUACGUCCAGGAUUUUAAGAGAUCAUCGGUGACAAGCGGACGCUUUACUUGAUGUAACUUCCCCCAAUAAACAAUGUAUUUAGGACUAUAUAAGAGAGCUGCACCAUUUGGUAGAUACUUUAUGUAACUUCUGAAGGUUUCCAUGGUGAAGAAGAAGAGUGGAGUGGUUCACGGUACACCAUGUAUUCUUUCGUAGAUGAAUAUCAAUAAUGAUAAUAUUCCACUUUUAUAUAGCGCUUAAUACAUCGGAACGACGUGUCUAAGCACUUCACAGAUAUAUUAUUACCCCGGUCAUCGGAUUCAAUCAGUCAUUCCCGCACACAAUGUGUGCACAUCCUCCACUCCCUGGGGAGUAUUCCAGUCAGUCGCCGGUGAGGCGCACACAGUACUGGACAAGCUACGAUGACUUUCAUAUCCUACCGGGUUCCCAUUUAGCAUCUGGGUCGAGAGUGGCAAAGUGUGGAUUAACGCCUUGCCAAAGGAUGCUAGACCGCAGUGGGAUUCAAACAGAUGACCCUCUGUUUACAAGGCGAAAGUCAGAACCACUACACCACAGCUCUUCCAGACGUGUUCUGGUACAGUCUGUUGAGGAAUUCAAGAGGGCUUUGAUGAAAAGGGGCACUCAAUAGAGGAUUACUCAAGGAUUCAUCAACUGUUUUAAUGAAAAAAAAUGAAAAUCCAUAUGUUAUUGUUCAAAAUAGAAAUCUGAAACAGAAAUACUCAAAAUUUUCAGUUUGCCCAAUUGAUCGUGGGCCCGGCAGCCACUGUGUAGCACUAGAUUGACGUUGCUCCAUCCCCUCAAUCGUUGAACGCCGAACAGGGUAGCAGAAACUCCCAUCUUUUAAAACAUCUUUUUGGUCUGGCACGGCCGUGGUUUGAACUCCCAACCUCCCGGUUGUGAGACGGAUGCUCUACCAACUGAGCCAACACACCGGUUAUCAUCAAUGUUUCAUAAUGAAUUAACCUUGAUACGUGAAGGGCUCCACUUGGCAUCUGCUCAUUGAAAAAACAUCUUCAUAUCCUAUCCGACGGUUACCAUAGUAACUGUCAGACUCCUGUGCUUCUCAUCCAAUCAAAAUCAAGGAAAGUUAUCUGAUCUGAUAACUUUUCAGAAGACAAAUGUUGAUGAAAUGCCUGAGAUUGUCAUAACUGUCUAUGCAGUCCCCCCCCCCCCACCAUACCCACUCUUCUCCACUGACAUUGGAUUUUAAUGUAAUCCCAGAAGAAACUGGAAAGGAAAAUUUUGGACUUUUUUUUUCAACUUGUAGGCCUACUGGUGUAUAUUUUAUUGUAUAUACAACAUAUUUCCCUAAAAAUUCCCUAAAUAUACAGGAAAAUGAGCCAACAACUUAAUAGGCGGGAGGCAUGGCAUACAUGGGAAAAUUUGUAAAAGCUGUGAGCGAGUAAACUGAGCGAGCAAAAUUGUUUACCUUUGUACAUGUAAUACAAAAUCAAAUUUUGUGAUAGAUUUAGACACAAUAUUAAAAUAUGACAAAAAAACUUGGCCUUGAGAUGGUGCUGUAAGGCCGAGGCCGAGCAUCAAGGCGCGACGACACUGGUACAUAAAAAGUUUUCUAACCCUCACCCCUCCCCUGCUCAUAUGAGACAGACAUCUAAUAAUUGCUUGGUUGAAGUCUUUUAUAAGAUUGCGUGAUGUAAAUGUCUGUUUCAAUGCAAUGCCGUAUUGAAAUUAAGACAAGUAUUCAUACUUCGCAUUGAGGUAUCCCCACAUGCAUUGAGUAAACUCUCGAUAAUUGCACAGAACAUAUAUAUAGUACUGAUAAUUAUUAAUGCUAGGUGGCUUUACUGGAUCACUAUGAAUUAAAAAGAAUCUCCCCUUAAAAGUGCAAUAUUUCCCAUUAAAAUAAAAAUGUUUCCUUUAUGUAAUUUGUUUAUUUUGUUCCAUUUGCCAAUGCAUGUCAUGUGUAAAUUAAAUAUUACUGGGAAGCGGAGACCCCUCUUUUCUUCCCACUUCCCUGUUAAAAUUAUACUCUCUCGAGAUGAUUGAUGUGUAUGAGGAUUUGGUCUAACAUUGGCUGCUUCCCUAAAAGAUGGUUUCUCUCGUAAUCAUACUCUAUUCUGUACUUGGUACUUUUUCCACUUCAGAUACUAUUUUUGUUGUCUUUAGGAACAGAUUCUACUUUAGAAGUUAGUCAAAUAUCUAAAGAAUUAUAUGAUGCAUGUUGGAAGGUUUAAUACUCUUAUACCAUAAACAAUGUUAUUAUCCAAACUAGAGCAUAAUGUUAUAUUUGCAAGCCUUGUGUAUCAUGAUUGUUUAACUCCAUUUAUUACUUUAACUUUGUUUUAAAAGUUGUUGAGUAUAGAGAUGUUUUCCAAGUUUGGUCUUCACAAGAAAAUAAUUAGUGUCAUUUAUGACUGUCAGUAAAGGCAUUGUUGAAGAAUCUGAUACAAAGAAUUAGACCUUAUCAGACUUCAUUAGGCUACUGGUUUAAGCGAAUGAAGAUUGUUUGUAUUACAUGAAAUAAAAGAUACAUGAUAAAGUUGGAAGAUUUGCUUAUGCAAAUUAUUGUUAUUAUGUUUGUGUUCAACUGUAAUGGAUACAGCUGUAUAAAGUACUAUUUGUUUGUAUUUUUAUUAAAGCUAUGCAUAUAUUAUUCACAGAAUUAAAAAAAUAUAUACCUUCAA
Molecule: messenger RNA, 3830 nt
Organism: Lytechinus pictus (painted urchin)
Lineage: Eukaryota; Metazoa; Echinodermata; Echinoidea; Temnopleuroida; Toxopneustidae
Product: BRISC and BRCA1-A complex member 2-like
Exons: 11
Coding region: 88-1236 (382 amino acids)
Biological process (GO): double-strand break repair
Cellular component (GO): BRCA1-A complex; BRISC complex
Source: RefSeq, a predicted model, not a curated record